Messenger RNA from Linum trigynum, 1748 nucleotides. The record is from the annotation of a GenBank genome assembly. NCBI's taxonomy places the organism in Eukaryota, Viridiplantae, Streptophyta, Magnoliopsida, Malpighiales, Linaceae.
GACUACGAGACGCUCUUGUUUGGGCUUAAUGCUGUCAUGGGCCGGAUCCUCUUUUUUAGGCCCGGCCCAUCGAGAGGCCCAGUAGGUGGCCAUGUAACAAAAUACUGAAUAAGAAAAGGAUAAGAAAAGGUCUUGUCUCGUGCAAGCAAAUGGAGCUGAAAUCAUGGCUUUCAAAUCAAUCCCACCGAUAUUUUCUCAAAUUUGUCUGCCCCUUCUAUAAUUUAAUUUGUAGGAGCCAAGAGGCAAUCAUUCAAGGCUGAAUUAUUGGUGCUGCUGACAUCACACAUGAAGGGCCAUACACGAUUAGGAUAAGAUAUCCAACGAGACUCAUUAGUCAUUUCUUCACAUUGUGGGCUAAGGCCAAAUAAUCAUUUUGUACUUCCAUUAAAGAAAAUGUAGUUAGGAAUUAGGAAUCGAAGAUCGAAUCUCCAGCAGUCCAGCCUGCAAAUCAGUUGUUUUACCAUUGAUUUAUUUCCACCCCAAUACGUGUAAUACGGAUUAAAAGUUAAUUGUUAUACGAUUUGUGUGUAUCUUAUUCAGGUUGGAUUGAAAUCGUACUUCGUUCCAAUAAGUAAGUAAAAAAAAAAAAAUGAAGUAAACAAGUGGGAACUCUCUGCUAAUCAGUUAGUUGCCUCAAUAUUUUACCAAAUAAAACAAAUUAUCCAAAAUUGAAUCAUGCUGACGGGAUACUACUGGUUAAAAUUGUGAACACUUAUAGGUAGCCACCGAGGAAGAAACAAAGCUGCUGUCAAUAUAUCAGUGUUAGUUGGAAAUCAGGUUUGUUUUACAUCAACAACUGUUCUUUCUGAUUUGUAGUUCUGCAAGAUAAAAGUUAAGAACUUGGGAAAAAUCAUGAUGCGAGAACUCCUUUGGAUUUUGAGAAACGAUAGAUUAGUCGAUCAAUCAUUCGUUCCUUCCGGAAUUGGGGUACAGUACAAAUGAACAGAAUGAUUGCAGCAUUGGAAAGGGAAGGAAAUGUUAAGAAAAUGGUUGUAGCUAUCGAAUAUCACCAGCUGCAGGGGAUCUCUCUCAGGUAAUUUUGUCCAGAGCCUAUUUUGUCAAUGCCGUGGGAAUAAGGCACAGCUUUGCAGGUAAAAAGCAACGGCCCUUAUUUUCAUGGAAUAAAGCGGCCGGAGCUUGCCUGCCUCACCACUCGCCACCUUUCUCCAGUGUCUAUACUUUAUAUUCUUCUCCCCUCUUCCUUUCCUUCUUCCUUUUCCAUUCCAUUCAUCAUCUUCCCAGACCAGCAAAUCAACAACUUACUCCCUUAAACCUUGCUUCUUUUCCUACUUCCUGCUGAUUUCAGGCUCGAGGGGCCUCCUGAUAAGAAGUUCAUCGUGGAAUGUCUAAUGUGGUGGAGCUGAAAGUGGGUCUGCACUGUGACGAAUGCAUCAAGAAGAUCCUCAAGGCCAUCAAGAAGAUCAAAGAUAUCGAAACAUACAAUGUCGAUACACAGCUGAACAAGGUCACGGUGACAGGAAACGUGACUACCGAACAGGUAAUCAAAGUGAUCCACAAGAUUGGCAAGACCGCCACCAAUUGGGACGACCAAGAAGGCCAGCUCCAACAGCAGUUCUAAUUUUCUAAGAACCCUGCAAUCUGAACACCAACCAGUACUUCUCUGUAGCCCUGGAAAUGAUUGUCGUUCUAAUUUCCCUGCCUCGAUUUUGUACUGAUCAUGAAUGAAGUAUAGCAGAUGAAUGGUUCAUUGAGAUUUGUAGAAACGGUAACAAAGUUCUGUUCUUUCA